AAUGUGUAUUUGACGGGCGUUGGAGGUAUAAUACGCGAGAAUAUAGUGGGCCUCAGGAUCUCAUUCAUUAUUAACGCCACGUAUGAGGCGCCCAACGUAAACAUUAAAGACCUCGAAUGCAUUAGAGUUCCCAUCGACGAUACGGUCGAUGACGACAUUUCUCUCUAUUUGGAAGAAGUGGCGGACAAACUGAAUGAAGUGGUGUCUAAGAAUCGGAGAGCUAUAGUCCAUUGUGUGGCCGGAAUCAGUCGCUCCUCUUCUCUGGUUUUGGCCCUU
Messenger RNA from Medioppia subpectinata, 276 nucleotides. NCBI's taxonomy places the organism in Eukaryota, Metazoa, Arthropoda, Arachnida, Sarcoptiformes, Oppiidae. The record is from the annotation of a GenBank genome assembly.